UACAAGGACAACGUUCUGGUUUUAUACUACCACUGUUCUCCUGUUCAUCCAAGUGUGAGGUGGCCUCCAAGGUCCCACAGUGUCUUCCAGCUGCCCGUGGGACUCCUCAGAAGGCAAGGCCAUGCUUCUGACGUUAUGGUGUAGACCUGUGAAUGCCCGUGUACCCCGGUUUAAGAGCAAUGGCCUGCAGCUUCCCCCUCUUCUAUGGCAGAGCUGUAUCCUGCACGGCAAGAGCAUCACGGACCAGGCGUCUGGGCUGCCUGGGCCCCUGCCAGGCAUGCAUGAAAGAUUAGCUACUCGGCGCACUGCUUGCAUUUGAUAUGUAGUAGGCUCAAUGGUAAGGAAGACUUAAACGUGCUCCAUCUGUCCUGGGCCAGCCCAAGCUACAGCAAAGUGACACAGCCCGCCAGAGCAAGGAUUGUGCUGGAGGGACUGCUGCUGCUUCUCAGUUCUUCAGGGGAUGAGGAAACUUAAAGAAAGUGGAGGGGAAGAAAAAAAAAAAAAAAAAGGUCUGAAAGCACCCGCUUUCACAGAGGAGCUGGUAAAUACCACAGCUACAACUCCAGAGAAGAAUUUACAAGCAAUGGAAAAGACUACUUAUUUUAGAGAGAGCGGCCGCAUGGUUUGGCAAACAGAAGGAGCUUCGCCGGCGGCUCGCUCGGACCUGCCCUGUGCCACCGGCAGGAGCCGAUGGGACAAUCCAGCCGGUGCCUUUGCCUUUCUGCCUUUUCCAUCUCCGUCCAGACCUGCUGAGCUCAUUUCGGAGGCUUCUGAGCAGCUGGGCGCGCUCCCAAACGCCAUCUCUGAAAUGGCUUCAUUUGGCCCGGAGUGGAAUUCCGUCCAAUUCAUAAUUUUACUGCUGGUGGAAUGGAAGAGGUUUGGAGCCUCUGUCUACCAAAGGGCUUCAUUCUGGUCCAGAGCAGCUAAUUCCCACGGCGAGGAGAGGCUGACGGCACAGCUCAUGCCAGGGUCUGCUGGAAAUACGCUGCACGCUCAACACAGCCGGCUUCUUCCCUCCGGGACAGUUUUACAGUUUUCCAGCAGCAUGGGGGAGGGGGUGCACAGCAUGGAUUCUUGUUGUCAGGCUGAUGCGGAUUGCAAAUAA
Messenger RNA from Tyto alba (common barn owl), 1105 nucleotides. RefSeq lists its product as uncharacterized. The record is from RefSeq and is a predicted model, not a curated record. The transcript is spliced from 6 exons. NCBI's taxonomy places the organism in Eukaryota, Metazoa, Chordata, Aves, Strigiformes, Tytonidae. Bases 461 to 1105 code for a protein of 214 amino acids.